This is a messenger RNA of Plasmodium cynomolgi strain B, 3741 nucleotides long. Its product is annotated as exportin 1. The transcript is spliced from 3 exons. NCBI's taxonomy places the organism in Eukaryota, Apicomplexa, Aconoidasida, Haemosporida, Plasmodiidae. Gene Ontology annotation, biological process: ribosomal small subunit export from nucleus; protein export from nucleus; ribosomal large subunit export from nucleus. Gene Ontology annotation, cellular component: cytoplasm; nucleus. The record is from RefSeq and is a predicted model, not a curated record. Gene Ontology annotation, molecular function: nuclear export signal receptor activity; small GTPase binding. Bases 1 to 3741 code for a protein of 1246 amino acids.
AUGGAAAAUGAAUCUUUCAACCCACUGUCGCUGUUAGACAAAAAUCAGCCAUUCGAUGCGGAGAAAUUGAAGCUGCUGGACAAUGUAGUAGAGGCUCUGUUAGAUACAAAGGAUAAGAACAGAAGAGACUUUGCACAGAAUCUGUUGAACCAGUUUAAGAUGUUAGACAAUUCAUGGAGAUCCGUAUCCAUCAUUUUGGAACACAGCGAAAAUGUAAACACAAAGUUUUAUGGUCUCCAAAUAUUGGAAGAGUGUAUAAACAACAAGUGGAAUAUAUUACCUGGAGAGGAAAGAGAAGGAAUGAAGAAUUUCAUAGCGUGUUACACGAUAACCUUAUCGACAGAGGGAACGACGGUAGGGGUGGACAGACAUUUGUUAAACAAGUUGGACGAGACGUUAAUUCAGAUAGUGAAGAAGGAAUGGCCUGAUUCGUGGUCUAGUUUCAUUCCAGAUAUUGUAAAUUCAGCAAAGCUAAAUCAGAAUGUAUGUGAAAAUAAUAUGAAGUUGUUAAACAUGUUAAGUGAAGAGGUAUUCGAGUUUGGAAAUGAAACUUUAGUAAAAAAAAAAGAAAAAUUAAGAAAUGAAUAUGCUAGCCAAUUCCAAGAAGUGUAUAAUUUAUGUUUGUACAUUUUGGAAGCAAACGUAUACAACAAGAGAAGCACAAACACGUCACUAAUUAAACAAACGUUAAACUGUUUGUCGAAUUUUUUUAAAUGGAUUCCAUUAACUUAUAUUUUUGAUAAGUACAAAUUUAAUGAUACGAAUAUACAGAUUAUUGAUCUCCUCUUUGACCACUUCUGGGAUGAUAUUUCAUAUAAAAUUGAGUGUGUAAAAUGCAUACAAGAAAUAGUGAUGCUAAAAAUUGAUGAGAAAAAUAUCAUUUACUUCGAUAACGUGUUUAUCAACUUGUGGUCAAAGUUGGUCGCAAAAAUUAAGUUGUUGCCAAAUGCUAAUGAAAUGAAAAAUAUACCUCCAGAGUUAAAAAUAUUUUGGGAGCAAUACUUUUUGCAAUUGAGUAUAUGCAUUACAAGCUUUUUGCGUAAUUAUAGAGAAAAGAUUGUCGAAAAGAACAACAACACGAAUGAUGUGAAUAUCGUUUUUAAGUUUUUAAACAUGCUAGCCAAUAGCAACAUGGAAGAGGUUUUCCUCAUCAUCAUCGAUUAUUAUAAUGUCUUCACGGAACAGCUCAUUAGGGAAUUGAUCACGAGGUUGGAGCAGGAGCAUAACUUGAAAGGUAAAGGUGGAGCAAAUGUACCAGGUGCACCGAGUUCGUCGAAUGACUUGAAGAAUUCGCUGGGCACAUCUUCCAUCAAUAUGUCUAUGAAUUUGGAGACAUCCUCCCUAGGCAACAGGAAGGCGUACAGCUUUGCCACUAUGAAUUAUAACUCGAGUCUUAUUGGAAACAACGGGAUUAGCGGAGGGGGAAGCAGUAUCAUCAACAUUAAUGAAUAUUCGUCUAUUUUGGAUAAAAUUGAUUUAACCCCAGGGGAUAUCAAAAAGAUGUGCCCGCGGAUUAAGCUAUACGAAUUUAUUCUGAACGAUAUAAGGAAGACUGUCAUCGAGAAAAUGGCGAAGCCACAGGAAAUCUACAUUUCUUAUGACAACGAAACGGGGGAAGUGGUCCGAGAUUUUGAACCAGACACGACAGAAAUUGCCUUGUAUAACACGAUGAAGACGACCCUGGUAUACCUGACCUACUUGGGGUCUGAAAAAACCAUGGAACUGAUCGUGGAGUUGCUAAACAAAGAAUCGGAGAAGUCGCUAAAGAAUACUAACAAAAAUGAAGUGUGGAACAGCACGAAGACCAACCGAAUCAGUUACGCAGUGGGUUCCAUCUCCAUGUGUAUGACUCUCAAAAAGGAACAAGACUUCUUAAUGUACAUACUGAGGAUAUACUUACACAUGAUAGAGGUUAAAAAUGGGGAAGAAAACAGAGCCAUUUUGGCCUCUUGCGUUAUGUACAUUGUGAGUCAAUACCAUCGAUUUUUGAAGCUCCACUGGAGAUUUCUAAAAACGGUGAUGAAAAAAUUGUUCGAGUUUGCAGAGAAUGAAAAGGUACAGGACAUGGCAGCGGAAACGAUUUUGAAAAUUUGCAAGCAAUGCAAAAAUGUUAUAGCGAAGAAUAAUCAUACCAAUGAUAAUAAUGAGUCGUUUUUUAAUACAUUCAUUAAAUUUCAUAACAACAUAAUGCAUAAGUUGCCAGAAAAAUUGAACUUGUUACUUUAUGAAGCCAUCGCGCACGUCAUUUCGUGUUUUCCGUAUGAGGAGAAGCAGGAGAGUAUAAAAAUUUUGAUGAGCAAAUUGAUGAAUCUGUGGAACUCGUUAAUUUAUGCGAAUAACGGGAUUAAAGAUAUGAAUGACCCCAACCUUUUAAACAGUAACGGGGCUAAUGGGGAUGCCAUUAAUGACAUGAAGAAUUUGGAGCAUUUGUGCACAUAUGAGAACUCCAAACUUAUUAUCACCUUUGUGAGGGUUAAUUGCAGAUUGGCCUAUGCGCUGUCCUACUUUUACUACGAGCAGUUAAAUUUAGUUUUCCUGGACUUUUUAAAAAUAUAUCAGCUGUAUAGCAAGUUUAUAAAUUUGGAAGUGGAGACAAAUGGGACGAAACGCAUAAGGCAUGCUCAGUUUAGAAAUUUAUUUUUAAUGAAGAGAGAGUUCCUACACCUGAUAGAAACCACCAUUGAGAGGAGUUGCUACAACAUACAGGAAUUAGAAGCGGAGUUGUUAAAAAGGGAACAGAAAAAAUUGAAAAAUGAAAUUGACGAAUCGAUGGAUGUACAUCUCCCAACAGUGGAGGAAGCCAAGCAAAUAAAUUUUCAAAUGACCAGUAACAUACUAAACGUGUUGCUAGAAACCAUUUUGGUAGAUUAUCGAGAUAGUAAUCCCCACAUAAAAGAUGCUGAAGUGUUUUCUCUGCUCUCAACAGUUUUUAAAAAAAUUGAAAAUGUCACAUGUCCAAUUUUGCCUACCGUAUUAAACUAUGUGUUAUUACCAACCAUUGACAUGAUAAAGAAUGAUUUCUCAUCCUAUCCGGAACAUCGGGAAAAAUUUUACAACUUUUUAGAUGCCUGUGUCAGACAUUGUUUUGAUUAUUUGUUCACCCUAGAUUCGGAAAUAUUUAAUACAUUCAUUCAGUCCCUUUUGUGGGCAAUUAAGCAUGAGCAUCCCUCAGUUGCGGACCACGGGUUGAGAAUAACUCACCAGUUUUUACAUAACAUUAUUAUAAAGAAGAAGGAAUAUUUGGAAGAAUUUUGUAAAGCGUUUUACUACAUAAUUUUGAAUGAAGUUUUUAAAACGUUAACCGAUUCAUUUCACAAGUCGGGGUUUCAUUACCAGACGAUUAUCCUUAUGAACAUGCUACGCCUUCUGGAGUUUGAGGUGGUGAACCUUCCGGAUGCAGAGAUUACCAAAGCGCACAUAGUGAAGCACGUGCAGACGUUUUUGACGCAGUCCUUUGAGAAUUUGAACCAGAAGCAGAUUGAGACCUUUUCCGUGGACUUGUUUAACUUUUGCGUGGAGUCCCCCCCGGCGUUUAGGUCCUUCGUCCGGGACUUGCUGAUAUCGUUAAAGGAAUUUUCGACCAACCAAGAUGAGCUAUACGAGGCCGACCGACAGGAAGCGCUGCAGAGAGCUAAGCUGGCAGAAGAUAACAAACUUAUAAAGUUGAGAGGAUUAAUGAAGGAAGACGUGCCAAGCUUUUCAGCCAUCGACGUGGAUGACGAGUGUAUAAAUGUGGAAUAG